GACAACCUAUACGUCGAGACAUUGCGGCUGCGUUCCGAUAUUCACCAUCAGUACUGAAAAUUUAUAAUAUACGUGACCUGAACUAUAUAUUUUCAGUACUGGCAGUGAAUAUGCGGAACGCAGCCUGCGAGACCGCAUGCUUCUAUCUUCCUCAAGUGACAAAGGAAGAUCUCAGCUGAUUGUGCCAUUCUUUAUCGAAUGUCAUUGUAUAUACGUUUGGUUCACCGUUACUGAUAAAUACCGAUUAGUCGGCGAUAUUAUCAAAUAAUAAGUAAAAAUUUCCAUGACGAUAACGCGGGUGAUAAUGUCCGCGAUAAACGUGAAAGCGCUCACUCGUCAAAAUAUCCAAAAAUUCUUGAAUUCGUUCGACACCGUGCUGACCGAUUGCGACGGAGUGCUAUGGAUACACAUGACACCCCUGCCGAACUCGGCAGACGUCAUCAAUCUGUUCCGCAAGCUUGGCAAACGAGUCUUCUAUGUGACAAACAACAGCAUGAAGACGCGUGAUGGUCUGGUGGAAAAGUGCAAAGCACUUAAGUUUCAGGCAAAUCAGGAAGAUAUUCUGUGCACCUCUUAUCUGUCGGCGUGCUAUCUGCAAAGUUUAGGGUUCCACAAGAAAGUCUAUGUUAUUGGUUCCGAAGCGAUCGCAAAGGAAUUGGAACUUGCUGGUAUCUCGUAUUGUGGUAUAGGACCGGAUAUACUUAAUCAAAAUAUCUCAUAUUCCGUUUUUAAAAAAGAUCCCGAAGUAGCCGCAGUUAUAGUCGGUUAUGAUGAACAUUUUAGUUAUCCCAAGAUGGUAAAAGCAGCUACAUAUCUGAGCGACGCUAAUGUACACUUUAUUGGUACCAAUACUGAUGAGAGAUAUCCAGUUUCGAAUGAUGUUGUAAUACCAGGUACGGGAAGUCUGGUUAGAUGUAUAGAAAGUUGUUCAGAAAGGAAAGCAGUGAUUAUGGGCAAACCGGACGAAUACAUGGCUAAGAUGUUGAUGGAACGAUCCAACAUCGACCCACAGCGCACUUUAAUGAUCGGAGACCGAUGUAACACCGAUAUACUUUUUGGAAUUCGUUGCGGCUUUAUGACUCUGUUAGUCCUGACAGGGGUGACCACGUUGUCGGAUAUUGAAAAAUGGAAGAAGUCUGAGCGACAAGAAGAACGGGACCUCGUACCACACUAUUAUAUAGAUGAACUAGGUGAUUUAUUACCAUACUUAAAAGAAUUAGAAACUGAAAUGUCAUAAAAUCGUUACAAGACAACUUCUUUAUGAUAAAGAAAAAUUCUUAAUAAAGAUAUAGCGAUAAUACAAUUUCUUAGGAUAUAACUAGUCUGUAUGAGAUCUGCAUCUCAUACUCUCUUACAUGUAAAUAUAUAUAUUUGCAUGUAAGAAAUUAUUUAACAGAUGGAACUUUUCUAAUAAAUUCUUGAUUAUAAUCAAUUUAUAGUCAAUUCAUAUCAAUUAUACAUGAUAUCUCGUAA
Molecule: messenger RNA, 1473 nt
Organism: Pogonomyrmex barbatus (red harvester ant)
Lineage: Eukaryota; Metazoa; Arthropoda; Insecta; Hymenoptera; Formicidae
Product: phosphoglycolate phosphatase
Cellular component (GO): cytoplasm
Molecular function (GO): phosphatase activity
Source: RefSeq, a predicted model, not a curated record